Entamoeba invadens IP1 is the source of this 1601-nucleotide messenger RNA. RefSeq lists its product as hypothetical. The transcript is spliced from 2 exons. NCBI's taxonomy places the organism in Eukaryota, Evosea, Mastigamoebida, Endamoebidae. The record is from RefSeq and is a predicted model, not a curated record. The annotation marks the transcript as partial.
AUGACCGACAAAAAGUUGAGUGAGUUGACAAUUGAAAAGAGUUCUACUAAUGAUUUGGAUACUUCUGGAAUUGACACCAAAAGACUUGUAAUCAACCAUAAAGAAAAUAAAAAAUUCAACUUAAAAAUAUCAAAUAAAUUGAAAUAUUUAGAAACGGAUUUUCCAUAUGAAAUUUCAGUGUAUUGUGAUGAUAAAGUGACUGUCGAAAUCACUAAACAUAGUGAAAUAAAAUUACUUCAACAAAUUUCAUUCAUCAACUUUUUUGGUUUAAUAAAGUUUUACGAUUCAAUGAUGAGCGAACAGUGUUAUACUCAAUGGGUUAGAAAGCAUCCAGAAGAUGCAGCUGAUAUCCCCAAAUUCCAUGAGAUGAAUCCAGACCAACAGAAUGAAUAUCGAAUUUUUGUGAGUUUGGUUAAAGACUUAGAAGUACUUGAAUUUGACACGGAGUCGUAUGAUUACAGAGAAAAGAAUGAUAUAACAGAGACUCCCCAACAAAUCACAAUAGAAAUGAAAUUAAAAAAUUUGUCGUAUUGUGAAAUCAAUACAACUGGUUUUGAUUGUUUGAAUUUGCCGACCUCCCUCACAGAACUGAAAAUGAAAGAUCUUUCAGAAUCGACUUUUGAGUUUGAUGAUAUCAACAUUAUUACAUUGAAGUUGUAUGAAUGUCGUAAUAUCAAAAUCUACUUGAACACAACACUCAAGAAUUUGUAUGUAGAAAAUGGAUAUGGUGGAGACUUUGAGUGUCGGAAAGGAGUGAUUUAUCUCACUUCUUUUGACUCAUUUCAUUCCGGAAGAUAUAAUUCAAAAAACAUAGUCGUCGACUAUUUAAUUCCAUAUAAAGAGACUGUCGAACAAGGUCCAGCAUGGGCAGAUAGUGUUGUGUAUUCAUUCAAUUAUAUGAAGGGAAUGUACUUUGUGGAACAAGGGUUUAGUUCCUCAGAAGUUGCUUGGUCCAAUCCGGACCCGACUGGCAAGCCGACAUACCCAGCAAAUAUAUAUGCAGAACGAGCGUGUUACAAAUGUGAUGUUAGUUAUGUGUGGUUUAAAGCUGUCAAAGAAAUCGGCGACUUUUGUUUUGCAGAAAGUGUGUUUCGAGAGAAACGCAUUGAAAUUCCAGAACAAAUGACAACUUUUGGAAUUGGCGCGUUUUAUAAAGCUGCAAAUUUGGAAUCAGUGAAACUGCCAAAGGGUUUUAAGAAAUUGCCAUAUAAGGCGUUUUAUGGAGCAAAGGAUUUAACUGAAAUUACUUCGCCCGAGAGUGAAAUAAAAAUAGACGAUUACACACUUUUUGGGUGUAAAAAGCUAGAGAUAUACCCCAAAUUUAUACCAACAAAAACAGCAACCUUUUGUGAUGGAUAUUUGGUCAAAUUUUGUCACUUAAAAAGCAUCGAAGUAAGAAGUUGUGUAACAGAAAUUAAACGUUCAAAUUAUGCCAAUUGCAACGAACUCACUGAAAUUAUAUUACCGAACAAUGUGACGUAUAUUGCAGAUUAUGCAUUUGUUGGGUGCACCAACUUAAAGAAUAUUGUUUUUAAUGAAAACGUUGUCUUUGGGAAACACUUGGUAUUCACUAAUAUGUCAAAAAUUUUAUGUGUAAAAAU